This is a messenger RNA of Cyclopterus lumpus (lumpfish), 1378 nucleotides long. Its product is annotated as hydroxyacyl-thioester dehydratase type 2, mitochondrial-like. Lineage: Eukaryota; Metazoa; Chordata; Actinopteri; Perciformes; Cyclopteridae. The coding region runs from base 695 to 1165 and encodes 156 amino acids. The transcript has 5 exons. The record is from RefSeq and is a predicted model, not a curated record.
GCUGCGUUGACCGCGCAUGCGCUGAUUCUCCUCAAGGGUUCGUGGCGCUCACAACACGCCGCUAUUUCUCAAUGUUGAUGUUAGUUGUCUGCAGUCAGCUGGUUGACCUGUUGGCGUCACCGAGGCUUUAAUAGAAUGAGACGCGCCGACGCGGAGGACGAACCUGCAGUUUUCCGACGGGUCGUGUUGAAGAACGCCUCGCCGUACCACUACAUGAAGGUCCGCCUGUGAGUCACUGCUUAUCAACGACACUCUAUUGGUUUCUUUUUAAUCGUCUGUUGAUGUCGUGCAUAUCUGUAUAUUGAUCCAUAAUAUUUAUGCACGUCCACCUUGUGCAUUGAACCCACGUGAUGUCUCUUGCGCCCAGCGCUCUGGAGGAUGAGUCGACCAGACUGAGUGCAGUUGAGCUGAAGCAGUUCAUCGUCACAGGUCUGAGCAGCCUGUAUGGAGAGGUGGGAGCAGCGCUGACCUUUGACCUGCUGAAGUACGAUGAAGACACCCUCACUGCUCUUCUGCGUGUUUACAGCAAGGGUUUGGUGAAGCUGUGGAGCUCCCUGACUCUGCUGGGCUCCUACCAGAACCAGGACUGUGCCUUCAGGGUGCUGCAGGUGUCUCCGUUCCUGCUCGCGCUGACGGGAAAUAGUCGCGAGCUGCAGCUGGACUGAAGGAGGAGGAGGAGCUCCUCUUCUUCAAGAUGACUUUCAUUUGGAGCAGCAUCCUUAACAACCCGCGGCUGCGCCUCGCUCCUCCUUCCCGCCGGCUGCUCCACGUCGGCCAGCGAGCCUCCCUCACCAAAGCGUUCUCCGCCCGCGACGUGCAGCUGUUCGCCGAGCUUACGGGCGACAACAACCCCCUCCACCUGGACCCGGCCUACGCCAGCACCACCUCCUUCGAGGCGCCCAUCGUCCACGGCGUCCUCAUCAACGGCCUGAUCUCGGCCGUGCUCGGCACCCGGAUGCCCGGCCGCGGCUGCGUCUUCCUGUACCAGGAGAUCCGCUUCCCGGCGCCGCUCUACGUCGGCGAGGAGGUGCUGGCCGAAGCCGAGGUCCGCAAGAUCAAGAUGUCGUUCGCCUUCAUCGCCGUGACGUGCUCCGUCAGGGACAAGGUGGUGAUGCAGGGGGAGGUGAUGGUGAUGAUGCCCGAGGAGCAGCAGAAGAAGGAGUGAGCGGGGGGAGGAGGUCAGAGGUCAAAUAUCUCGCCGUCUCUCCAGAUAUUUUUUUAGUUUAUUGAUCAUAUACUUGACUGAUGCAAACAGGAAGUGCGUCUGCACAGAGACGUUUAAGCUUUGAGGAUUUUAUUUUUAUGUUUAGUUUGUCAGAUCUGCUCUCUACUUUCUUCAAUGUGUGAAAUAUGUGGAAUAAAAUCUCUUGAGUUCAGG